Molecule: messenger RNA, 4064 nt
Organism: Sorghum bicolor (sorghum)
Lineage: Eukaryota; Viridiplantae; Streptophyta; Magnoliopsida; Poales; Poaceae
Product: myosin-7
Exons: 8
Coding region: 724-3663 (979 amino acids)
Source: RefSeq, a predicted model, not a curated record
CCCAGCUGUACUACGCCUCUACUGCUACCCAAGAAAAUCAAUUCGAUUUCUCUUUUCCCCCAAACAAUUGACCUCCGUUUUAUAGCCUCUCUUCAUCACAACCUUCUCUCACUACAUUUCCUCUCUCUCUCUCUAGCCCACUUAACCCCCCCCCAAUCAGAGAGAGAGAGAGAGAGCGCGUGAGAGGAAAAGCAGAGCUGUAGAGAGAGAAAGUUCUUCUGAUCUCUCUCUCUCUCACACACUAGAUCUACUACUACUACUACUACCACCACCAGUGUCCACUGCAUCGGCCUUGUUGCUGGCUGCGUGCGUGCCUUUGCCCAAAGCCUGCCUGCUCGGUGGUGCCUCGCUUCGCUUGCAGCUGCAGUAGUGGCCUCGCCCUCACUCGCCCACUUCCCCUUCACGCUCUAUGCUUGCUCUGCCACCAUGUGGCGGUGGUGGUGGUCUUCGGGGCGCUCCAACUAACCACCACCAGCACCUCACACCACCGCAUCGGCACCUCACACCACCGACCCUGGUGGCGUCACGCGGCCCGGUGGCUUCUUCCGCGCGCGGCAUUGCAAUGCCGCCACCGGUGGACGCUCCCGUGGAGGAGUAGCUAGCUGGCCCAGCGGCAGCGGCAGCGGGCGAGGCGAAGGGGGGCCGGACCGGAGGUCGUUCUUGCAGAGCCUUCUGUUCCGGGACCGACCGACCGACCGACCGACCUAGCGCGGCGACGCCGACAUGUUCAAGUCGCGGUGGCGCGGCGGCGGCGGCGGAGGCGGUGGCAAGGCCAAGGCCGUGUUCAAGCUGCAGUUCCACGCCACGCAGGUGCCCGAGCUGGGAUGGGAGGCAAUGAUGGUGGUGGUGACGCCGCAGGACGCCGGCCGGCCGACGGCGCGGUCGGAGCCCGCGGAGGUCACCGACGGCGCGUGCCGGUGGGCGGCCCCUAUUAUGGAGGCCACCAAGCUCCCCGCCGGCAAGGACAAGAUCUACCAGUUCCUCGUCUACGAGACCGGGUCGAGCAAGGCGGCGCUGCUGGGGGAGGCCACGGUGAACCUGGCGGAGUACGCCGACGCGUUGAAGCCGUCGGCGGUGACGCUCCCGCUCAAGGGCAGCCCCGGCGCGCUGCUGCACGUGACCAUCCAGCGGGUGGUGGGUGGCGCCGGUGGGUGCGGAGACGACGUGAGCGAGAACGGCGACGCCUCGCCGGUGCCAAAGACGCCACAGAGGAGAACGACGCUGCAGAACCAGCUUAGCCGAUUUGAGGACGAGGACGGCGAGAAGGCUAGAGCGGCCACGGAUGCGAUGAGUCCUGUGCAAGAUGGGUUGUUGAUAAGAAAACCUCCAGGCAUGAGGUUUCCAUCAAGAAGAAAUGUGCCUACAUCUGUUGACCCAGUGGGCCAUCUCCACAAUGGCAGCAGUUUCGAUGCCGUCUCGGUGUCUGGUUCAGAUGGAAGUUCUGGGAGAUAUACCCCCAAGAUUAGCGCAAGCAUGCACAACUCAUUUCUUCAGGAUAGUAGCAAUGCUCUCUCUCCAUUUGCCAACAAUGGCACCGUGGGAAACCCAUUGACCAGUUCCGGUGACUGGUCAGGAAGCUCAGCUCCUGAUGCUAGUACGGAUGGGUCAACGAGCAAUUCUGGCGAGGCAGGGUUAAGAGGGGAAGAUGAUGACGUGGAGAAGCUAAGAAGUGAGGUAGCCACUUUAACCAGGAAAUUGGAUGUCUCAGAUAUGGAGUUGCAGACUCUCCGAAAGCAGAUUGUGAAGGAGAGUCGGCGUGGGCAAGAUCUCUCCAAGGAGAUGAGCAGCCUGAGGGAGGAGAGGGAUGCACUCAGAAGAGAAUGUGAAGGACUUAGAGGGGCAAGGAAGACUAUCCAUGAUUCAAAUGGCUCAGGGAAACGGCUCUCAGAUGGGGAUGACCCAUGGUCACAGAUUGAAGAACUGAAGCAAGAUCUGAGUCAUGAGAAGAAUCUAAAUGCGGAUCUUCGUCUACAACUGCAAAAGAUGCAGGAAUCCAACUCUGAGCUGCUUCUGGCUGUGAAAGAUCUUGAUGAGAUGUUGGAGCAAAAGAACAGAGAGAUUUCCAUUUUGCAAGAGGAUACACGGGAUGAUCCGCAGGAGGCAGAAUAUGAGCAUGCACUGUCAAAUGUGCACAAUUCUGGACACAAAAUAGCCUUAUCUGAAUCGAGUUCAUACCAAGAGAAGGAAGAUGAGCUUAUGCUAGAUGCACUAGCAAAGAAGCGUGAUGACAUCUCUACCUCUGAGCUUGAAAAGAAAAUCCUUGAGUUGAGCAAUGAAAUUGAGUUGUACAAGAAAGAUCGUGAGGAUAUCGAGAUGCAGAUGGAGCAACUUGCACUUGAUUAUGAGAUUCUAAAGCAAGAGAACCAUGACAUAUCUACAAGGCUGGAGCAAACACAACUCAGAGAGCAGCUAAGGAUGCAAUAUGAGUGUUCAGCUCAUUUGUCUAUUAUAAGUGAUCUUGAGGCCAAUGUUGAGAGCUUGGAUAAUGAACUCCAGACACAGGCUAAAAAGUUUGAGGCUGACAUAGCAGAAAUAAUGAGCGCAAAGGUGGAACAAGAGCAACGGGCCAUUAAGGCUGAGGAUUCUCUGAGGAAGAUAAGAUGGAAUAAUGCAACUACUGCAGAACGACUUCAGGAGGAAUUCAAGGUGUUGUCUUCACAGGUAUCUUCUGCUUUCAGUGCAAACGAACGACACCUUGUGCAAGCAAGGAAAGAGGUGGCGGAGCUGCAGCUGCAGAAGAGCCAGUUGGAAGAGUUACUGCAGAAGGCUCAAGGAGAUCUCGGAUCAGUUCAGGAUCAGCACCGGGUAAAGGUCCAACAGUUAAUAACCCUAGUGGAUUUCAAGUCAAAGGAGAUAGACAGGCUACUGAUGGAGCUCAAAAGCAAGAGUGACGAGUUCCAUAGCCAAAAAAGAUGUGAUGAAGCAAGGAUGAAUGCUCUGUCAGAAGAAAUUGACCUACUCAAUGCCAAGAUUGACAAGCUAUCCAGUGAGAGAAACGAGCUCUUCGAAAAGAAUGAGCAGAAAGAUAAGGAGUUAGCUGGAAUUAGUGAAAAGGACAUGCAAUUGCAAGACAAAACUGCUGAGAUUACUUCACUAAAUAAAGAGCUUGUAUCCCUCAAGGACCAAGUGAAGAUGCAUUUGGACGAACUACACAAUUUAAAACGUUUGAAGAACGAGAAGGAGGAGACAAUUGGAAAGCUGCAAAUAGAUAUUGGGUCACUGAAACUCCAGUGCGACAACUUGAAGACUUUGCUGUCCAAGAAGGAGUCUGAGAAAGACAACCUUGCUUCUCAGGUGCUGAAACUGAGAAGAUCCCUUGAAACCCGGGAAGGGGCAAAGGCAAAUGGUCAAAAUUCAGAUGCGAAGGACAAUCAGCACACUAAUAAUAAGCGCACCAAACACAAUACCGGCUCCACUGGGAGCACUACUGCACUGCCAAGCACCAACAGACAGGGUGACUGCAAUGGGCUUGACAUGAGUAACGCGGCUGACCAGUCAGCAAAGGAGCUGGCCUCACUGAAGGAGAGGAACAAGGCGAUGGAGGAGGAGCUGAAGGAGCUGCACGAACGGUACUCAGGGAUUAGCCUGAAGUUCGCGGAGGUGGAAGGCGAGCGGCAGCAGCUCGUGAUGACGGUUCGGUCGCUGAAGAACUCCUUGCGGUGACCGAUGCUGCUCCACUCACAUUGUGUUGUAGCUAAAAAAAGAUUAGAUGUACAGGUGGGCGACUGGAUGAGCUUUUUAUGAAGAGAGGCUCCAGACCAGAGGCCUCGCGGAGGCCAGGCCAGGCCAGACAGGUACCCCCCGGGUAUGUAGCAGGGGGGUGCCUGCGGUGUGGUUUGUCCGUCAGAGUUACAGUACACAGCAACAUGUAGAUCUCGUCACAAUAAUAUUCUUUGGUUUUCUUCGUUCGUUCCCCCAUUGGCGUGUGUGCAGUAAUAUAAGUUGUAAUAGUUGUCUCUUACCCUCUCUAGAGUGUGUUGUGCUGUAUAAUUUUCAUGGUGUCACUGUGUUGUGAUGAAAGGAAAAUGAGAAGAAAAGAGUGGGUGUCAGUUUGAUCUCAGAAA